UGUGCUGCAUAUAAGGUGUUUCCAAACCCAUUGAGAGACUCAUCCUAUCCCUGGGAGCUUCUCCAGAGAACCCAAAGAGCAGCAGAACAAGAGACAGCAUGGCUGCUGUGCCAAAGAUUGACUGGAAGCUGGAAGCCAAUGGCAGCGCGCACCACACCGAGCAGUACCCCGGCACCGAGCUGGUGGUACGACGGGCACAACCUUUCAAUAUCUCUCUGGCCUUCGGUGGAGCAGCGCCAGCUCCAGGCAGCCUCAAGUUCACCGUCGAAACAGGAUCGACCUCUGCCCUGCAGGACAAGACCCGCGUGGCUUUUGGCAUCUCCAGCGCCGCACCCAGCGGCGGCUCCUGGGGCGCCGUCCAGGCCUCUCCGGCGGCUUCGGGCUCCCUGAGCAUCGCCAUUUCCAGUCCUGCGAGUGCCGCCAUCGGGCGCUACCGGCUGGGGAUCAAAACGAACACCGGCGCCUCCCACCUCGGCACUUUCGUGCUGCUCUUUAACCCCUGGGUGACAGGAGACGACGUCUUCAUGGGCAACGAAGCGGAGCGCAAGGAAUACGUCCUCUCUGAGUUCGGCGUCGUCUUCGUGGGCAGCGCGAACCGCAUCUCCACCGUCGGGUGGAACAUUGGCCAGUUUCAAGAGGACAUUUUGGAUGUCUGCCUUGCCAUCCUAGACCGGAGCUUGAGCUACCGCAAGGACCCAACUGCUGACGUGCGCAGACGGAAUGACCCCAAAUACGUUGGGCGGGUGCUCAGCGCCAUGGUCAACAGCAAUGACGACAGAGGAGUCCUGCAAGGAAACUGGAGUGGGAAUUACAGUGGUGGGGAGAGUCCAAGCAGCUGGAAUGGAAGCGUGGACAUCUUGAGGAAAUGGAAGGACUCAGGAUUUAGACCUGUCCUGUAUGGGCAGUGCUGGGUCUUUGCUGGAGUGCUGACUACAGUCCUCCGAUGCCUGGGAAUUCCAGCACGCAUGAUCUCCAAUUUCAAUUCUGCCCACGACACCGACAAAAACCUGACUGUGGACGAGUACUAUGACAGCUCUGGGAACCCCCUGAACAUUGCUUCCGACAGUGUCUGGAACUUCCAUGUCUGGAAUGAAGGUUGGUUUGUCCGGCCGGACCUGGGAUCCCAGUUCAAUGGGUGGCAAAUUCUGGAUGCAACUCCCCAGGAGAGGAGCACAGGCAUCUUCCAGUGCGGUCCAGCUUCACUGACGGCCAUCAAGGAAGGAGAUGUUGACCUGAACUACGAUUGCCCAUUUGUCUAUGCGGAGGUCAAUGCUGACCGCGUCACCUGGACGUAUGACACGGACACGGGAAAGAAAACGAAGGUCUACUCUGAAACCAAGACGAUUGGCCAGAAGACAAGCACCAAGGCCGUGGGCAGCAAUGCCCGCCGGGAUGUUACCAACAAUUAUAAAUACCCAGAAGGCUCAGAGAAGGAAAGAGCCAUCUUCAAAAAGGCCAGCGAGAAGCUGAACCUGGACACGUUCAAUGCCAUAUCUGCCAAGGGUCUGAACCCCAACCUCUCAGGGACUCUGAAGUCCAAGAGCCCUGAGCCAAAGGUUGGUCAGGAUGUUGACUUGGUCUUCACCCUGAAGAACCUCGCCUCCGAGGCCAGGAGCCUGACGGCCAAGAUGACCGCCUGGUCCAUCGUUUACAAUGGGAAGCUCAUUAAUGAACUCUGGAAGGACUCUCUCGAGGUGACUCUGGGACCACAAGAAGAGAAAAAGUUUCCUCUCAAGAUCUCAUAUGCUGAGUACCAGCAACGCCUGACACCAGACAACAUGAUUCGAACCACAGCCUUGUGCCAACUCUCACAGGGGAAUGAAAUUGUGGUGGAAGGAGACAUCACACUGGGCAACCCCUCCAUCACCUUGAAAGUGCUGGGACAGGCGAAAGUGGACCAGCCGCUGAAGGUGGAGGUGGCCUUCACCAACCCCCUCAAUGAAGAAGUGAAGGACUGUGUGCUGCAGGCAGAGGGCAGUGACUUACUGGCAGAGAGGCUCAAGCUGAAUGCGCCACCCCUGCAGGCCAAGCAGAGCACCCGCCUCGAGUUCGAGGUGAAGCCCACGAAGAGUGGGACGAAGCAGCUGCUGGUUAAUUUCUCCUGUGACCAAUUUCAAGACAUCAAAGCCUUUGAGACCAUUAAUGUCUCUGCCUGAGCAUGACUAGCCAUGGGGCAGCUGCCAGGAGGAUGGAGCCAAGCGGUAGAAGGGGGAGCCUGCGCACAGGGGGGCCUCAGCCCCGUUGUUUUCAU
Zootoca vivipara (common lizard) is the source of this 2251-nucleotide messenger RNA. Its product is annotated as protein-glutamine gamma-glutamyltransferase E. Gene Ontology annotation, biological process: peptide cross-linking. The record is from RefSeq and is a predicted model, not a curated record. NCBI's taxonomy places the organism in Eukaryota, Metazoa, Chordata, Lepidosauria, Squamata, Lacertidae. Gene Ontology annotation, molecular function: protein-glutamine gamma-glutamyltransferase activity.